AUUACUUGUUUAUUUGGGGACGUUUUUCAUUUACGGUUUCUUUCGUUGGGGACGUCUUUCAUUUGAGUUUGGUUUCCUUGGGGACGUCAUUCAUUUUGGCGCCUUUAAAGGAUUUGUAGAUUUCAUGGGAAUUGUGAAAUCAUUUUUAACGAAUGAAGACGAAAUAUUACAAAAGGAAGGACCAAUUACCUAUUCUAUAUGGCAGAUCGACGUAAGGAUAUGUGGCGGCUGUUAUACAGCGUGGUAAAUCGUGAUGAAACCGGCCUGCUGGAUAUCUUGGUGUUUGUCGAUGACAUUUUGUGCAAGGAACCAAGUCUGAUAAGACAUUCCCUCAAGGCCAACACCAAUAAGUUCCAGGAUGCUUUUAUUCUGUGGUUGGUCAAUAAGCUAUUGCGGUCUUUGAAUUUGGAAGAGGCACCCGAGGGGGAACUCUUUAGUAAAAAUCUAAAGAUACAACGUAAAUUGUUAAACUCCUGCCUGGUAAAUCGUGUGGUGCUAUUCGAAAAGUUGCUGAAGGCCUAUCUGAAUGCCAUUGAUGAGCUAUGUGAACAAUAUGGCAAACUGGAUACAUCACUGGAGGAUGUAAUGUUGAGAACAACUGCCUUUUCCACCGACGACCAUGAGGCAUUGAAGGAUAUUGAUGGCAAUUUCAGUUUCCCCAUAAUUGAAAUUAACAGCGAUGGGCUGGAUGAAUUUGUGCAAGCUCUAAUGCAAAUUGUCCAUCAUGGCCUGAGUGUGGGUUAUGUUAAUUUCCCAAAGAUAUUUCAAAAUAAUUUGCUGGUAAUCUUCAAGGCUUUGAAAGUAUGUGAUUUCUCCACCAAGCUCAUUUGCCUGCAAUAUGUGGGUAGAGUAUUUGAGAGAACAUGCUCACUAAUGGAAAUGCAGGGCAUGUAUGAAUUGUCCUUAAGAUCCCUGGCCACAAUGUGGAAUUAUUGUCCCAUGUGGUUGGCAAAUAAUUGCUUGACCCAGGAUAAUAUAGAGGAUUUUGUGGAGGAAUCUUGUUCGCUACUAAGAAUCCUGUAUAAAUUUAUUGUUCAACUGGAGCACAGAGCCUUGAUUCAACGCCAUUGCUUCCAAUUAAUGGAGAAUCUAUAUGAAGUCCAUCAAUGGCAAGGCUUGCAAAGGGCAAUGGAUUUAUCACGCCUCAAGGAGGUGGCUGGAGCUUUGAGCGAUUUCAUAUUUGCGCUGUUUGUGGAAAACCUCAAAACGCCCUCAAAAUAUGAAACAAAAUAUUCGAAAUUGAUUAUAAAAUAUGCUGAAGUAUUUCCAUUUGUAUUGCGUGCCGUCACACCACACUUGACCAGGGCCACAAAUCGCGAUGAGUUGAAUAUUUUGUUGAAACAUGUGGAAAAGAGUCUGGUGGAGGCUUUUAAAAUUAACAAAGAACAACAGAACUUCAAGAGAAACUAUGAUACGAUAAAGGAGUAUUUAAGUUUUGUGUACUUAUUGGAACACCUUAUCCUGUGGAGAGAUCAAAAGACAGCAGAAGACUUUAAGGCGACUCAAAAGAAAUCCGUUUUCUCAAAUCUUUCCACUUUGAAUGUGGACUCAUUGAAAAAUUCGUUGAAAAUUUGGCUGACAAAUGUAGCAACUACUUCUGCCAAGACCCCAAAUCCUGAUGAAAUUUCCAUAGCUGGCUUAUUAUUGCAAUGCUGCAGUUUUCGGGAGCUUUUUUCUGUGAAGCAACAGGAAAAAUUAAUGGAUCUGCUACUGAAACCCCUGCAAAACAUAGAUGUUUCACUGAAAGAAUUACCUGAAGCACUAUUACAUGCCUGUGAAUUGUCUUUGGAUAUUUUGGGACAACUUAGCCCUGGUCGUUCUUUGGCCAAAUCCAUAGGCCACACCCUACAACAUUUGGGAAAACGUGUCUUUGGGGAGAGAAAUGCCAAGCAACAUCUCGUUUCAAAAUAUUCCAAAAACAUACAAAACUACGUUCUCAAUGAAUGGUUGACGGCGGAUGUGAUAGCCAAAGAUUUGGCCAAAAACAUACGGGAGGAACAGCAUUAUCUCACCAUGCUAAAGGCCUUUGCUUGCCUGAAUGGCAGCAACAACUCUGUGAUUGUUUUGAAAUAUUUAAAAGAAUUUGAUCAGAUAAGUUCCCACAAUUAUCCUGGACUUUUGGCAACGCAAAUUACCUGCCACCAAUGUUAUUUAAAAUCCCAGGAAAAUGGAAAACUAAAAGAUUUCCACUCUCAAAGUAUGGCCGUUCUAAAACACCUGACUCUAAAUUCCCCGGGUCAACCAGUGGAAAUGCCCCACAAAAUGAAAGAAUAUCUCCUGCAGGAAUUUUUCAUAAAUCCCCAAAUGGAGUUUAUAACCAAUCAUUUGGAUUUCUGUCGCCAGGCCAUUGGUGAUAACUUUCUGGGCUCUCUAUUUCCCUCGGCCAACAAUAAGACCACUCUGCACAUGCCCACAGUGACGCCCAUACUCAGCAAAUGCAUUGCCGAAAAUCCCGACUUUCUCAAGGAAAUUUCAGCCAAUAUUCUCAGUCACAUCAUAGAAUCACUCAAGCCCCAACAGUCGGCGGACACCCAACUGCAUCAUCAACAGACUAUAUUGCAAAUCAUUACAAGUUGUAGUCAAAGCCAACAAUUGUCCGAAUUGUGGUUGUAUCAUUUUUUUAAAAUGCAUUUUUUCUAUCUCAUACAUCCCGAAUCAAAGGUGGUGCCGGAGGCCAUCCUUUGUGCCACGGAACUGUGUUCGGUCUAUCAAAAACAACCCAUACAACUGUGGAAUUGGUAUAAACGGGAUGCCCUCAAUUUAAUGGUCAAACUAAUGAUAUACGUUUACAUUAGUCGUGGCGUGAGAAUGACCCGAUCCCUAAAAUCGUUUACCAAAAUGCUUGGUUUUGCCUGUGUCCAGGAGUUCAUUUGUAAAUAUUAUCGUCUUUUGGUCACCAUGAUCUUGCCAUACUGUGUCAAGGAGCCCCGCUGCAAGGGUCUCUUGAUUAGUAUUUCGAAAAUAACCCGCAAACCGGUGAAUAAUCUCUUCAUUGUAUCCUUUUUGCGAAUUUACACUCAUAUCUAUUUGACGGAGGAACCGGAAAUUGGCAAUCGCUGUAUUGAAUUGAUUGGCAAGUGUACCGGAGCCAGCCUUAGCAAGCUGAUGAAUACGGAUGUGAAGCAAACUGUUUCCGAAUUCCUGGUCUAUUUCAAUCGAAGUCCCACCUUUGUAAUGCAGGCUUUCAGCUGCUUGCUGCCAAAUGAAGUGGGUGGCGCAACAGCAUCAUCAAGCAGUAGCAGCACCAGCUUACGAUCCUUCAAAAGUGCCACUCAUGAAUUUUCCAACUUCAUUGCCGAUCGUUUUCUGGGUGUUAUAACCUAUUUUCAAACCUGCCUCUCGGAGCCAUAUUUUGAAAAACCCCUGAAGGAAGAGACACUCUAUAGUUUGGGACAAAUUAUGCGAUUGAUUGGCCCCAACAAUGUCACCCAAUUCCGUUUCAAAAUUAUUGCCAUGUUAAGUUUUGUUCUGACCCUAGACGACAAGAACCUGCAAAGUAUUUGCCUGAAAAUAUGGAAUAUAUUUUUGCACACGGUGAAUAUUGAGGAGCUGGGUCCAUCGUUGAGCCGUAUUGUGGCUUCAUUGCAACCCCUGAUCGGUAGCUAUGCGGAGGAGAUAAAUGAUAUUUAUGAAUUUCUGAUAUUGAAAAGUGGUAGUCUGUUGGGCUCACAUAUUUCGGAUUUGUAUUUUUUGAAGGAUACCAAGGAGGUGAGGGGUGUCAUACGACAAUCUAUGGCAAGGCAAACGGAGUUGCUGAAACUUGAGGGUGGGGAAGAUAUUGCAGAGAAGCUGAGCUUCCUCUACAAUCAAAUCUGCAAUGAAAAUAGCCAGGUGAGAAUCUAUGGCCUGAAUUAUUUGGGUAGCUUUAUCAACAGAUAUCGUGGUGAGAUCAAUCACAUGAUCUUGGAUACCAUACCCCUGAAUCCUUUGAUUGAACGCAUUGUGGAUGAGGUGAUCAAGGGGUGCCGCCAUGAAGAUCGUAACAUCCAUUUGGCAUCGGCCAAAUGUCUGGGCGAAUUGGGCGCCAUUGAUCCAAGUUAUAUGUCGGCGAAUUUUUCGUUUAUGGGGAGUACGGAAAUCAGCCUGAGCAUGCACACCGAUGAUUUUGCCAUUAUGGCUUUGACGGAACUCUGUAGGGCUUAUCAGUUUCAAAAAGAUUCCAAAUAUGUGGAUAACUUCUCCCUGGCCAUACAGGAGACAUUGGCGGUUUUUGGUAUUUCUCCGAGGGAGAGUAAGAAAUUAAAUGUCUGGGAUGCCUUGCCGCUGAGAAUGCAACAGAUAAUGGAACCGCUGUUGUCAUCGUGUUAUACCGGUUCGCGGAGGGACAAGAAAAUAUCAGAACAUCCUUUGUUCAACAGCAGCCUGUGUCGGUCCUAUGAGGAAUGGUCCUUUGCCUGGGCCUGUCGUCUGAUAGAAUGGGUACAAACCGAUGAUACGAGACGUUUGCUGAAUUCCUACAAACCCAGCAUGAAGCGGGAUAGUAAAAUGUUGUCGAUAUUCUUCCCCUAUAUCUUGCUACAUGUCCUGCAGGAAUGUGAGGAGGGUAGAGAGGUGGAGAUCUAUGAGGAGUUUAUGGCGGUGUUUAAUUUUUGUAAUCGUGAUGCCACCCUGUCGGGUAGGGUGGAUGUGGGUGGUUUUAAGGAAUUUAAAUCAAGUAAAUAUUCAGCGGAUAAAGUUUCGGCUGGAGGAGGGGUUGGGACCUCUAAUUCAGCUAUGCUAAAUGCUGGGGCCUCCGAACAAUUCGAGGCCCUGGAAACGGUGACCCAAACCUGUACCAAAUUGUGUUCCGAACAGCUGGAUUUUCUAAAACGCUGGAUCCGUGAAUGGCUAAAGCAGAAUAUGAUGGGUGGCAAGUUCCGCCAGGAGGAUGACAAGUACAAAAACAUCGAUUCGUUUUUGAAGAAAUUCAAUAAGGCUGUGAUUUCCAAGGCCAAUUAUAAUUCAGGGGAAUAUGCCCGGGCUUUGCUGUAUUUGGAGGAAUACAUUGAGGAAAAACCGGCGAAGAGGCUGCAAGAACAAUUGUCGUAUUUGAUUGAAAUCCAUGGCAAGUUAAUGGAUUCCGAUUCGGUGGAGGGGGCGGUCUUUGUCAAGGAAACCGAUUUGUCUUUGGAAGAGGAAAUUCUGGUAAAUCGCCUGGUGGAUCGUCCCCAGGAGACCAUAAACUGUUAUCAGCAGCUGCUGCUGAAGGGUGAUGCCCAAAUCAAUCAGGAUCAUGUAAGCGGCAUAAUCCAAUGCUAUCUACGCACCGAUACCCCUGAGACGGCCCUGCUUAUCACCGAUGGCCUGUGGGAGAAAUUGGCCGAUCAAUACAACGAUGACUAUUUCAAGGAGUGUAAAACGGAAAUCCUUUGGCGUCUGGGACGUUAUGAUGAGUUACAGGAAUUGCUGGAGGACACGGCGGUUAAGAGUAAGACCAGCAACUGGAAUAUCCAGUGUGCCGAGGCCUUUUUGCUGUUUCGCCAACCCACCAUGCCGGGAGAGGAUGACCUCUUUGUCGAGCAAUUGGAUACGCUGCGCUCUCACAUUGUGGCCAGCAUGCGUUCCUGUUCGGGUGUGACGGGCAAUUCCUAUACCCAUUCCUAUGAUGAAGCCACCCGGCUGCAUUUGCUAAAUGAGUUGGAGAAAAACAAGAGAUUAUUAAAUCAAUUGCAGAGCAAUCUCAAAAUGGCCAGCUCCACGGCCGACCUACAAAACCUCAAACAAAAUUGCUUGGAAAAUUUGCAGGAGUUCUUUGGCAACUGGGAUGCCAGGCUGGUAAUUUUAGAGCCAUCGGCCCGCAUUUUGGAGGUAAUGUGUUUCCGAAGAAAUCUUCUGCUCGAGACCCAAAGGAUUCUGCAACAAAAUUAUCAAAGUUCCGAGGUAAGGGCCCAACAGGACCUGCUCACACCCAUCAACGGGGCAAUCAAUGAACAAAUUGUCAAGCUAUGGUUGCGUAGCAUCCAAAUGAAUCGGGAAUCGGGUUGUUUGCAACAGGCCGAAAUAUCCAUGAUGAAGGCGGAACCCUAUAAACCGGCCACCUUGUUUCUGGAGAAGGCAAAAUUGCUGUGGCAAAAGGGUGAUCAAACGAAUUGUUUUAAACUUUUGCAGGAUAAUCUCAAUGCCCUGGAGGCCACAUGUAAUGGUGACAUGCGGCGUCUUGAGGCCUCCAAACGUAUUAUUUAUGCCGAGGCGAAAUUUUUGCAGGCCACCUUUAAUGCCGAGUCCAUGAAUAUCUGUUCCGAACUGAAUUUGAAAUAUUUCAAUGAAGCAUUGGCCGCCAAUCGCACCUCGGAAAAGUGUCUCCUCCACUAUGCCCAGUAUAUUGAGAAAAUCUACGAUUCCUAUAGUCGUGAACAAAAGGAAUGCGAGCAUGGCUGUAGUCUUCUGCUGGACACCAUGUUGACCUAUGCCAAGUCCCUGAAAUAUGGCCACUCCCAUGUGUAUCAGUCCCUGCCCAGGAUUCUGAGUAUUUGGCUGGAUUUCACCUCUCAUUUGGCUUCAUUGACUGCCUCGGAUCAGCAGACGGCGAGCAAUAUGAACGCCGCAAAAAUGAAUAAUUUCCAAAGUUUGGCCAGGAAAAUGAAUGACAUGAUCCAGAACUGUAUCAAUGUGCUGCCCAUCUCGUUGUUCUACACGGCCUUUUCACAGCUGCUCAGUCGCAUUUGCCAUCCCUCGCCGGAUGUGUUUCGUAAUCUCAGUAAUAUUGUCAUCAAGCUCAUUGAACAUUUCCCUCAUCAGUCGCUCUGGAUGUUGUUGCCCAUAAUCAAGUCGUGCCACACAAAUCGCAUUAAACGCUCCCGGCUCAUACUCACCGAUGCCAGGUUGAGCAAGGCCAGUUUUCAAAAGCUACUCAACGAUUUUAAUAUUCUCGCGGAACGUCUCAUCGAGUUGACCAACAAGGAUAUUUCCUAUGAUCGUACCUAUCAGUUAAGUGCUCUGGUGCGUCAGCUGCCCCAGCUCUUUGCCGAUCCGAAAUUCUCAAAUAUUAUGCUGCCAUUUGAGAAAUAUAUGCAGGCCUCAUUCCCCAUAACCUCACAGACUGCAACGGAGAGUUUGAAUGUCACAUCGGUGACGGUGAAUCCCACUCCUGAUGCCUCCAUGCAAGCGGCAGUGCCCAGUUAUCCUUUUCCUGCGGGGGUUUUUAUAUGUGGUAUAUCCGAGGAGGUGGUGGUUUUACGAUCAGCGGCCAAGCCGAAAAAGAUCACCAUUGAAUGCAGCGAUGGCAAGUCGUAUAAUGUCAUGGUUAAGCCCAAGGAUGAUUUGCGCAAAGAUUUCCGACUAAUGGAAUUUAAUGGCCUGGUCAAGCGAUAUUUGCAUCAGGAUCCUCAGGCUCGCCAUCGUCACCUGCGCAUACGUACCUAUGCUGCGAUACCCUUCAACGAGGAAUGUGGUCUUGUCGAAUGGCUACCCAAUUUGAAUUCCUUUCGAGGAAUUUGCACCACCAUAUAUCGCAUGCGUGGCCUGGGUAUACCCGAUCGUAAUAUACGCCAGUAUGCCGUACCCAAAACGGAAUCCAUCGAAAAGAAACGGGCCGUUUUCCAAGAACUUUUGGCCCGUAAUCCACCAGUUUUCCACGAAUGGUUUAGGCAGCAAUUCCAUUCUCCACACAGCUGGUAUCAGGCAAGGAGUUCAUAUGUCAAGACCACUUCCGUUAUGUCAAUGGUGGGCUACAUUCUAGGGCUGGGCGAUCGUCAUGGUGAAAAUAUCCUUUUCGAUGAGACAAAUGGUGAUGCGGUACAUGUCGAUUUCAAUUGUCUCUUCAAUCAGGGUGAAUCGUUUGCCUACCCUGAAUUGGUACCAUUUCGUUUGACACACAACAUGACCUUUGCCAUGGGCCCACUAGGGGUGGAGGGUCUCUUCCGGAAAUGUUGUGAAAUAACAUUACGGCUGCUAAAGGGAGAAUCGAAGACAUUAAUGUCGGUGCUGCGGCCAUUUGUCUAUGAUAUUGGUUUCAUUGAUCGCUUGAAAACGAAGAAAACCAAUAGUAAUUUGGAGGUAACCGAUCCCAAGGCCAUAACAGAUGUCAAAAGGAUUGAAGAACGUUUACAGGGUUAUGUCAAAAGAACCCAAGGUUUCAGUAUUCCCUUGUCCACCGAGGGCCAUGUUAAUUUCCUUAUCAAUGAAGCCACCGACUUGGAUAAUUUGGCAGCUAUGUACAUAGGCUGGGGUUCCUAUAUUUGAAAUGAAUUUGUUAUAGAUUUUAUUUUAUUUAUUGUUAUUUUAUUUUUGUAAAAGAAAUAUAUUUUAGGUUAGGGUUGUAUGGAGGAAGAAUUUUUUUAAAACUCUACAUCCAACAACAAAAAUGAUUUUUCUAUGAAAAUAAUGUUAAGUUUUGAUGGAUUAAUGAAAUAAAAUAACCAAUGAAUUUUUUAAAG
Molecule: messenger RNA, 8354 nt
Organism: Musca domestica (house fly)
Lineage: Eukaryota; Metazoa; Arthropoda; Insecta; Diptera; Muscidae
Gene: mei-41
Product: serine/threonine-protein kinase ATR
Exons: 6
Coding region: 199-8160 (2653 amino acids)
Biological process (GO): protein phosphorylation; DNA damage checkpoint signaling; telomere maintenance
Cellular component (GO): nucleus
Molecular function (GO): protein binding; protein serine/threonine kinase activity
Source: RefSeq, a predicted model, not a curated record